This is a messenger RNA of Laccaria bicolor S238N-H82, 1458 nucleotides long. RefSeq lists its product as uncharacterized. The record is from RefSeq and is a predicted model, not a curated record. Lineage: Eukaryota; Fungi; Basidiomycota; Agaricomycetes; Agaricales; Hydnangiaceae. Gene Ontology annotation, molecular function: metallopeptidase activity. The transcript has 8 exons. The annotation marks the transcript as partial.
CAAAAGAAUCACACUUUCGUCCCAUUGCCUCCCCUCGAGCUCCUCCAACUACAUAUAUCAGGACCGUCUUCUAAUCGUGUGGAUUUGGUCUUCUUCUCGGAUGGCUAUCUUCAGGAGGAAAAAGAUAAAUUCAUUCAGGAUGCUAUGCGUCUGGUGGACGACAUUUCCAAGAAUCAGACCUUCCAUACCGUAAAGCCUUUGCUCAAUUUCUGGGCCGCUUUUUCUCCCAGCAAAGAGACUCGGUUUGUCAGUACACCAUUUGGGCUUUACAGAGACGGAACCGAGCUCCGUGGGGUGUAUUACGAUAAACCGGAAGUAGCCAAAGCUACAUGUGAAUCUUUGGCAAGUAAAUGCGAUUAUCCCAUUCUUUUAGGCAAUGAUCAUUUGUAUGGAGGACUGGGCGGGGAGUUCACAGUGGUGACCUCCUCCUUCCUUAAUGGUCCUCUGGUACUUCGACUUGAACUAGGGCACUCCAUCAUUGAUGUUGGCGAGGAGUACGACGGCGGGUUUGCCUAUUUUGGCAUGAACGCAGCGGAAGAUCUCUCCAAGCCCCUUCCUUGGGAACACUGGCUAACCAACCCCUCGCCCAUCCCGGAGAAUCUCAGAAAGCAGACGCGUCGCGUUGAACGUUCCGUCAUGCCCAUGCAAGCAUACCCUUGGACAAUGCUCAACUCAAGCUCACCCUGGUCUAUUACGUUCCCAUCAUCUGGCAUGUACUCGAGCCACCUCGUCAGAUUCUCCUUAUCAGGACUUCCUGAAAAGUCGGAUUUGAAGGUCGAGAUUGACGGUGUGGAUCUAGGAUGGGUGCCUGAGCCGAACAUUGGUGUUGACCGCUGGCAUUAUGAUAUCCAUCGGUCUGGGGGUUUACGUCUCGGAGAGCACGAGAUCAAAUUCACUCUAUUGGAAGGGAGCAGAGAGGGGAUUGCUCAGCUUUGUAGCGUUGAGGUUUUGGAGUUUGGAGACGAAGACGAAUUCAACAACCAGCCAGGUUACUACGGGAUCUUCCCAACAUUCUCGGACCUCAACGAGACAAGCUACCGCCCAACGAAUGAAGAUUGCCUAAUGCGCGUCGUCACAUCGCCCCAUUUUUGCAAAGUCUGCAUGGAGGGCCUUUGGCUCUCCUUAUUGGGUCACAUUGACCUCAUUAACGACAUAGGAAUAGGACAAUGCGAACAGCAGAGUUCCGGAUCCUGGACGCGAGUGGUCGACCUCCAACUAUUGCCUCUGGCACAAUUUCGGACGGAAAGCAUCACUUCCAAGGAAAGCUAUAUUGUCAAAUGGAAGAAAGAUGGCAGGACCAUACGGGAGUUUACGAAUCAGACGAAGUUGGAGGUUGAUGGUGGUGACGCUGUUGGGAGAUGGACGGUUAUGAUCAAGUUUGCGACGGAAGAGGUUAGGGUGGAUGAUGCACGUUUGUAUUCAAGAGCACAGUUUACGAUUGGAAAGUGCGGCAGCUGA